GGAGAAGGGGAGGGCAUCGCCGAAAUUACACGGGAGACUUUGGGCCAAAGCUUUUGCGUCCGCUGCCAUAAGUAAACCAAAAACACAAACGCUCUCUCUCCCAAGCUGCUUUUGGCUUUUGGCAUUGCAAUUUUUGCACUCGUGCAAGCAUGGCGAAGCAGCAAAAGCAGCUGGUUUUGCUAAUAUUAUCGCUCUCCUUGCUCUCCUUUUGCUUUCAUUCCUCACUUUCAGAGAUCAUUUUCGAAGAGCGCUUCGACGACGACGAAUGGCGAAGCCGUUGGGUGACGUCUGCCUGGAAAAGCAGUGAAGGUAAAGCAGGUUCCUUUAAACACACAGCCGGAAAGUGGUCCGGUGACCACGAUGAUAGAGGAAUUCAGACAUCUAAUGAUGCCAAGCAUUUUGCCAUAUCUGCAAAGAUACCGGAGUUCAGCAACAGGAACAGGACGUUGGUCCUCCAGUACUCGAUCAAGUUUGAGCAGGAAAUUGAAUGUGGUGGCGGUUACAUAAAGCUUAUCUCUGGAUUUGUUAAUCAGAAGAAAUUCAGCGGGGACACUCCAUACAGUUUAAUGUUUGGUCCCGAUAUUUGCGGCACGGACACAAAGAAGCUCCAUGUCAUAGUCUCCUACCAAGGCCAGAAUUACCCCAUCAAGAAGGAUUUACAGUGUGAAACUGACAAGUUGACUCAUUUCUACACGUUCAUUCUGCGACCUGAUGCAACUUAUAGUGUCCUAAUAGACAACCGUGAAAAGGAUUCUGGAAGUAUGUACACAGAUUGGGAUAUUCUGCCUCCAAGAAAGAUAAAAGAUGUUACUGCAAAGAAGCCGGCUGACUGGGAUCUUAGAGAAUACAUUGAUGAUCCCAAUCACAUCAAACCUGAGGGUUAUGAUUCAAUUCCGAGAGAAAUUCCGGAUCCAAAAGCAAAGAAGCCCGAAGAAUGGGAUGAUGAAGAGAACGGUCUGUGGAAAGCUCCAAAGAUACCAAAUCCAGCUUAUAAAGGACCAUGGAGACCCAAGAAAAUCAAGAACCCAAAUUACAAAGGGAAGUGGAAGAUUCCUUGGAUUGAUAAUCCAGAGUUUGAAGAUGAUCCUAAUCUCUAUGUGCUUAAGCCAAUUAAUUAUGUUGGUGUCGAAGUUUGGCAGGUAAAGGCUGGUUCAGUUUUCGACAACAUUUUAAUUUGUGAUGAUCCUGAUUAUGCAAAACAAGUGGUCAAGGAAGUCUUCGCCAAUAGAGAGGCUGAAAAGGAUGCCUUUGAAGAAGCAGAAAAAAGGAGGAAAGCACAGGAGGAAGAGGAGGCUCAAAGAGCAAGAGAAGAGGGAGAAAGGAGGAGAAGAGAGAGGGGUUAUGAUCGAGGUCACCGAGACAGACAUAGAGACAGAUACCGAAGGCACCGUAAUUGGGAUCACUAUGAUCAUGACGAGCUAUGAUUGGGUCUCCUCCGGCCUCCAUCUUCCUCUUAGAUUUCCGGUCAUUUUUUUCUGUCUUCGUUUUCAAGAAAUGCAGAGUCACUUUUUUUUUCUCAAGUUUUUUAUGGCAUUGUUUUACAAUGUCCUUGUUCGUGUAAACUUUAUUUCUGAAUGUACGCAUGGAUAAUGUAUUUUGCAUAAAUACUCAAGUAGCAGCUGCCCGCCUCACAAGCCUGGCUUUGUUUCUCUGCA
Molecule: messenger RNA, 1655 nt
Organism: Pyrus x bretschneideri (Chinese white pear)
Lineage: Eukaryota; Viridiplantae; Streptophyta; Magnoliopsida; Rosales; Rosaceae
Product: calreticulin-3-like
Exons: 14
Coding region: 150-1424 (424 amino acids)
Biological process (GO): protein folding
Cellular component (GO): endoplasmic reticulum membrane; endoplasmic reticulum
Molecular function (GO): calcium ion binding
Source: RefSeq, a predicted model, not a curated record